Molecule: messenger RNA, 5046 nt
Organism: Dunckerocampus dactyliophorus (ringed pipefish)
Lineage: Eukaryota; Metazoa; Chordata; Actinopteri; Syngnathiformes; Syngnathidae
Gene: mmp16b
Product: matrix metallopeptidase 16b (membrane-inserted)
Exons: 11
Coding region: 423-2468 (681 amino acids)
Biological process (GO): skeletal system development; collagen catabolic process; proteolysis
Cellular component (GO): extracellular matrix
Molecular function (GO): zinc ion binding; metalloendopeptidase activity
Source: RefSeq, a predicted model, not a curated record
CCAGUCGUCUACUCGAUGGCUAACAUAUUUUUAAAAAAAUCAUGAAUCUGUAUGAUAACAUUGAUAGCACAAAUUUCUGGUGCCUCGUCAUCUUUUUUUAAUAUGAAAACGUGACCAAAUAAACCGUGUUGUAACGAGAAUGGGGUAAAUCGGUACUGUUUUUUGUUGUUUUCCAUCGAACCUGCUGGUGUUCAUGCUAUGAAGAAGACCAAUCAGAACACCUUGGAGCCUGAAAAGCAGCACAUUUCAUCUCUCAUGAGCGAAAUCAAAGCGCAGGCGUGAAAGGCGAGAAGAGGAGGAAGAAGCGGCAGCCAAUCUUUGCGCAGACUGCCUGCAGCCCAGUGAUGAUGAUGAUGAUGAUGAUGCUGAUGCUGGUGCCUAAAUGGAGCCCGUGAUGUAAAUAAGGAUGGCGAGGGCAGCGGAUGGAACAUGCCGCCUCAUCUGUGCAUGACAUCGAGAGCAUUUCUCUCUGCAUGCCCCGUGAAGCCACAGACAAACGUCUUGAUGCCUCUCGUUUGACACAGGAGCCAAAGCAAGACGAGCGGCUUCUCCUUACACAAAAGAAGAAAAGAAGAAGACAACACUCGGGAUAUAAACAGGUCAUUAUGACCUUAGUAGCCUCCAGUGCAAGGAAACCAUCGGAUUGCAUUCAGGCGGCAGCUUUCUGCUUGCAUCUUCUGCUUUGGAUCUCUUGCUCAGUGUCCGGAGAGGAGCAGCACCUCUUCAGCGUCGAGGGAUGGCUACAGAGGUACGGCUACCUUUCCCGCACCGAACCCAAAAUGUCUGUCCUGCGCUCGGCCCAAACAAUGCACUCGGCCAUUGCCGCCAUGCAGCGCGCCUACGGCCUCAAUGUCACCGGGAUGCUGGAUGAGAGAACCAAGGAUGAUAUCACGCCGAGUUGGAUGCAAAGGCCCCGCUGCGGCAAUCCAGACAGACUCAAGAGUGUUUCGAGGUCACGGAGGAGAAGAUAUGCGCUGACAGGACAGAAGUGGCAGCGUACACACAUCACCUACAGCAUAAAAAAUGUCACACCAAAGGUGGGCGCCCGCGAGACCCACGAUGCCAUCCGCAGGGCCUUUGAUGUGUGGCAGGGUGUGACCCCGCUGCGCUUCGAGGCUGUCCCCUAUAGCGCCCUGGAGACCGGCAGGCGCGACGUGGACAUCACCAUCAUCUUUGCUUCGGGUUUCCACGGCGACAGCUCGCCCUUUGAUGGAGAGGGUGGUUUCCUCGCCCAUGCUUACUUUCCUGGGCCAGGCAUAGGUGGGGACACCCACUUUGACUCAGACGAACCUUGGACCCUUGGGAACCCCAACCAUGAUGGCAACGAUCUGUUCCUGGUUGCCGUUCACGAGCUGGGUCACGCCCUCGGCCUGGAACACUCCAACGACCCCACAGCUAUCAUGGCUCCUUUCUAUCAGUAUAUGGAUACGGAGAACUUCAAACUACCUCAUGAUGACCUGCAGGGCAUCCAGAAGAUCUACGGUCCACCAGACAGAGCCCCGCAGCCGACCAGGCCUCCGCCCACAGUACCACCUCCCCGCUUCCACCUGCCCUCAGACCCCCGCAAGCACGACCGCCACGCCAGGCCUCAUCGCCCCCCACAAGGAGCCAAGCCAUCCAACCCAAACUCCAAGCCCAACAUCUGCGAUGGGGGCUUCAACACGCUGGCCAUCCUCCGCCAGGAACUCUUUGUCUUCAAGGACCAAUGGUUUUGGAGGGUGAGGGACAACUCGGUGGUUCCUGGAUACCCCAUGCAGAUCAACUACUUCUGGAAAGGCUUGCCUCCCAAAAUUGACGCCGUCUAUGAAAACAGCGAAGGAAAAUUUGUGUUUUUCAAAGGAAACCGUUUCUGGGUCUUCAAGGACACGACUCUGCAGCCGUCCUACCCUCAGGACAUCUCGUUGUUUGGCAGCGGCAUGCCCACACAGAGCAUUGAGACUGCCGUCUGGUGGGAGGACGUGGCCAAGACCUACUUCUUCAAAGGAGACAGAUACUGGCGCUACAAUGAAGAGAUGAGGACCAUGGACCCAGGCUAUCCCAAACCCAUCACCAUCUGGAAGGGCAUCCCUGACUCACCGCAGGGGGCUUUUGUGGACAAAGCCAACGGCUUCACGUACUUUUACAAGGGUAAGGAGUACUGGAAGUUCAACAACCAGCUGCUCCGCGUGGAACCCGGUUACCCACGUUCCAUCCUGCGGGACUUUAUGGGCUGUGACGGCCUCCCCCCGGACCCAGACUGGGAUUGGAGCCCGCCGGCGGCCGAGGAGCGGCACUACGACAACGGCGACGCUGACGUGGUUAUCAAACUGGACAGCACGGGGGGCACGGAGAAGGCGGUGGCCAUCGCCAUCCCCUGCGUCCUGGCGCUGUGCAUGAUGGUCCUGCUUUACACGGUGUUCCAGUUCCGUAGGAAGAGCACGCAACGCCACAUACUGUACUGCAAGCGCUCCAUGCAGGAGUGGGUGUGAGGGGAGGGAUGCUGAGUCUCCGAUAAAGGUCUAAAAAUUGCCCCCCCAUUCCCCUUUGUUGGGUGAAGUACACGACAAUGGCGGCAGAACUGCACAAACGGUGCAUAGCGCAAGGAGACGGCAGACAGUGAGGGAGCCAUAUCUCUUAAGUCCUAUGUAUUUAUCUACUUUGACUCUUUUCUCUAACUUGCAACAAACAUGAAUUGAGUUAAGCUCCUGUAUGUCUGUGGGACCUAUCCUCGUCUCUGCACACUUGCUUGAAGAGCCCCAACAAGAGCACCAACAAAUUAGAUCUUAGGCUUUACUUUCGGUAUUAAUAGAAUCAACUGUGAUUUUUUAAAAUUUUAAAUCUAUGGGAAAGAAUAUUCAUUGUGUGAUCGACUACUAGGACCUUUUUUUUCCAAAGAGGAUGAGUUUUGGUUUUGAGGACAUAUUCUGAUUUUUUUUUGGUAUAAUUUGUGAAGACAGCAGGCAGUUGAUAAAGAGUGGUAUGUUCAAAAUGUUUAAAAACUAGCUUAUUUAUACCUACUUCAGCGACAUUAAAUGGCAAAGACUGUAUUGCAAGCAAAGACAUUAAAGGUCCCAUAUUAUAGUAUUUUUCAACUAUUUGGAAUAAGUGGAAAUAUCGGAAGUGUGUUGUCCAAAAUCUAGCUUUAAUUUAGUAAUUAUACAUUUUAAAAGUGUUUUUAGUCGGCCCAACUGGGAACUCGCCGUUACGUCAGUCUGUAGCUUUAAUGCUAAUGAGCUGUGUUUGUCCACGCCUCUCUCCGACAGAGUGUGUGUCUAUUAUAAUAUCACAUACAACAAGGUAACAUUAAGGAGUGAGACGAGAGGACCGAAAGUUAGCAACACUACAGUAGUAUAGCGAUGUGAACUACAGUGCUAACAUUACACUCACAUUUUAAGUGUCACAUCAUGCUAAGUUAGCCCAUUCGAUAAAGAAAAACAAAAUGAUCAAACUUACAGCUCCCACUUCUGGAGCUGAAUGACGGAUAGUUAGCAGAGCUAUCCAGGCACCAUUUUAAGAUGUGUAGCGAAGCCUGGGGUGGAUGGUUUUCUUUCAUAUGUAACUUCAAAAGCAAGUGUUUGAGCACCACUCCUCGUCUUUGGUGCUCAUAUACUGUACAGGCUCUAGGGACACAUACAGUAUCACUCUUAGGACAUCGCUAAAAAGUACAUUUUACAUAAUCGGGGACCUUUAAUUCCAAUGCUAUGUAAUACAUUCACUUUGAUUGCGGGUGCAGCUUCACACACGCAACAUGUUUGUUUAAGUGGAACAUUUCUUUGAAGCUAUCCAAACAUUUCAACCAAACUGUGUCCAAAAUGUUACGUAUUGGUGCACUAACAAAUUGUGCCAGGCCUAAAAUGUAUGUGCCCAACUUCUCCAAGCUACAAUUCCCUCUUUUGUUUUGCCUACAUUCCAGCCAUUUUAAAGAGCUUUGCCAAUUCAUGUUCUAAUAUUUUUUUACGUGUGGCAUGACACAAUGGAUGCGGAGGACAGGGAAAGCAAAUAAAAGCUAACAUGAGAACAUUUUAGGGUAAAAAUAAUGUCUAGAUACUUACCUGCAUGUCAUAACAGUGCUAAUGACACCAUUGUUAUACUACAUUGUUUCAAAUUGAAAAUACUUUUAUUAAAAAAAACAAUUAAUUAUUAUUAAUUCAUAAGCCAAAAAAGUAUAAUCAUAAUUAAAGCACUUAUUGACUAAUCCAGUAUUUCUACAAGCAAUCUAACACUGCUUGAAUUAAAUGAGUAUAUUUGAAAAAAAAACAACAAAUAUUCUAACAAAUAUUAUGUGAUGUUACAUAUAUAAAAUCAAAUAUUUAUAUGAUAGAUGUCUAACCAAAGUUAAAUUAUAUUUAGGCUGAUUUGAGGAGCAAAUGUAUGAUAAAUGCAAUACGCAAGAUAAGAAAUGCUGUGUGUUUGUGUCGUGGUGGAGUUUGCCAGAUGAGGGCACAAUCACCAUGAACCUUUUUUCAAGUUUUCUAUAUUUGUGCUUCUUCUACUUGAAACAUCCUCACCCCUUGGUUGCAAUCGAUUGCUUCAUAGCUUAUAACAUAUCUGAUGUGGAAACAUAAGCUAAGAAGGCGGGCCUGAGAACUGAUGGGUGCAGCUUUUGUGUGGCAUCAUCAUUUUAAAGGUGAAAAAGACAAUUUCAUGCCAGAACUAGAACCCUGUUGAUUUUGAGUGAGGUCCAAUCCAAGCUGCUUGAUGUGUCUGGGGUGAAAGGGCGUAAUUGCUGUACAGGGUGCAAUUUGUGGCUGAUUUUCCUUGCCUUUCAUGGGACGGCAGACCUACCUAAUAACACCAAUUGUUCAUUCAUGUUAUCACUCAUAUCAGAACUUUCAAGUGGCUCAAUGCUGUGUUUAGCAGCAUAUUUACAGUGUAAUAGCGCCAAACUACUGUAUGUCAACAAAAAGCAUUAGGGCUAAGACAGGAAGUAGCUUGUGUGAUAGAAUUAAACCUUACUAUUGUACAUAAUGGUGGAGGAUGCUGUCUGCUUGGAGGAAUUCUGUUUGUUUUUUAAAUCCAUCUAUGGGUAACGAUGCUGUGUGUUAUAAAUAAAAAAAACAAGUGCAU